Messenger RNA from Plasmodium gonderi, 501 nucleotides. Its product is annotated as DNA-directed RNA polymerase II subunit RPB4. The record is from RefSeq and is a predicted model, not a curated record. Gene Ontology annotation, cellular component: RNA polymerase complex. NCBI's taxonomy places the organism in Eukaryota, Apicomplexa, Aconoidasida, Haemosporida, Plasmodiidae. The coding region runs from base 1 to 501 and encodes 166 amino acids. Gene Ontology annotation, molecular function: nucleotide binding. The transcript is spliced from 2 exons. Gene Ontology annotation, biological process: DNA-templated transcription initiation.
AUGAAAGUCCUAGGGAAAGAUGAACACAUAACAAAAUUUGAAGCAUUCAUGGUUAUAAAAAAAGAACUGGAAUGUGCCAAGCAAAUAGACAAACAUCUAUGCACUAAGAUGAUACUCAAAAAAGAAGACUCAUUUAAAAAUAUAUACGAAAAAUAUUUUAUGAAAUUAUUAUCUGAUAAAAUUCUAUACAAAGGAAUUCAAAAAUAUAUAGCUGACACGAGCCCUCAUUUAAUACCAAAAAAAUUGUACAAUAAAGACUAUCAGCAACUCACUGAAUGGAUGGAUAUUACUUCAAAAAAAAUUGUUAACUUUUUUAAAGAAAUACAUACGUAUAACAUUGAUAAGAAGGAAAAAAUUCAGAUGAUAGAUAUUAACUGUAUUAAUUUAGUUGACCUCUAUGUUAUUUUGAAUUACGGGGAGAAGAAGUGUGAUGAAAAUAAAAUUGAGGAUAUGUUAAAUUUACUCAAGAAAGUUCAUAUUACAAAUUUUGAUACUCCCUAA